AUGAGUGCUGGUACGGGUGAUAUUCCAAGAGUUUUCUCCACUGGAGACAAGGGUACAUUUGGUUGGUAUACAGCAGAAGUACGCUGGCCUAUUAUUGUUCAAAAUGCCAUCGAUGACACUCAGGCAGCCAUUGAUGAGAGUACUAGCGAAUUGAAGAAGCAGCAAGGUGCUGUUAUCAAGGGUCAAUUGGCGCAAUUGAAACAAGAUAUUGAACAAAACCGUAAGCCACCAAUGUUACCCGAGGAUGUGAAAGAGUACGAGCCAUUUAAUGUUACAUUAAGGGAAAACGACUCACAGACGUGGUUAAACGGUGACUGGUUGUUCUUGGAGGUGUUAAUGUACAGAAUAAUCAAUGUGUACUUUAAAGCCCAGUCGGAAUGGACUCAAUUUGAUAUAUUUGAACGUUUGAAGGAUUCGACUUUCAAGUCUUCGAAAUCAGGUGUCCUUGAUUUGGCGCUGUAUUACCAUGGACUUGCAGAGAAGUUCAACGGUCAACCAGAAGCCAUUCCACCUCUGUUCCAAGAGUUUAUGGAAAUUUCUUUGUGGGGGAAUGCUACUGACUUGUCGUUGCUAGCCAAUGCAUCUUUAGACGACAUUAGCGCAAUUCAAAAUGCUGCUCACAGGUUGAAGCAAAAAUCUAACAUUUUGAUCGAUGACACUAACAAGACUUUUGAGUACUUGAAAUCUUUUAAAGGGGAUGCUCGUGUUGAUUUCGUUCUAGACAACUCAGGGUUCGAAUUGUACACUGACUUGUUAUUCUCGCUUUUCUUACUUGAUUUCAAAUUGGCCUCCAAGGUUGUCAUGCAUGGUAAGAAUAUCCCAUAUAUGGUUAGUGACGUCAUGAUUAAGGACUUUGAGAACAUCAUUAAGCAAUUGGAAGACCCUGAAUUUUUCCCAACUGAUGACAGAACGCACUUGGACUAUGUUGCUUCCAAGAUCAAGGGUUACGUUGCCGAUAAUAAACUUUCCAUCGAGGCACAUCCUUUCUGGACCGGUCCAUUGGACUACUGGCAUUUGGAUCCCUCUGAAACGAAGUAUGGUGGUGCAGAAUGCCAUAAAGUGUUGUCUCAGGCUCAAUUGAAUAUUUUCAAGGGUGAUUUGAACUAUAGAAAGCUUACCGGUGAUCGUGUGUGGCCUAGAACCACGUCGUGGGAGAGAAGUAUCGGACCAUUGAGCCACAACGGUCUUGUUACUCUAUCGUUGAGAACAGCUAAGGCUGAUGUUAUUGUUGGUCUUCCCGAAGGUAAGGACGAAGAAUUGUCCAAGUACUGGGUAGAACAAGGUAAUGAGUACGGAUCGUGGUGGGCAGCCUCUGGUAAAUGGGCUGUCAUAUGUUUUAACGACGGUACAUCCAAAUAA
This is a messenger RNA of Kluyveromyces marxianus DMKU3-1042, 1359 nucleotides long. RefSeq names its product putative methyltransferase. Gene Ontology annotation, biological process: DNA damage response. NCBI's taxonomy places the organism in Eukaryota, Fungi, Ascomycota, Saccharomycetes, Saccharomycetales, Saccharomycetaceae. Gene Ontology annotation, molecular function: phosphatase activity. The coding region runs from base 1 to 1359 and encodes 452 amino acids. Gene Ontology annotation, cellular component: nucleus; cytoplasm. The transcript has a single exon. The record is from RefSeq and is a predicted model, not a curated record.